AUGGCCAACCGACGACAACGGCGUGUCAUAAUCAUCGCCGUGAUCUUGUUUGCUCUCUUCGCCUUCCAUAGCUUUCGUUCCAGCGCGCCACCAGUCCGCGAACAUGUCAACAUUCCCCUCGUCAAGAGCAGCUUCGACUGGGCCAACCAUCGACACAAGUACCCGAUAUCCCCGUCAAAGAUGCACCAUCUGCCUACGCAACGCCUAAAGAGCCUCCCGCGAGUCCAAUUCGACUUUGGUGCGAAGCGCCUGCGCCUAAACGAUGCGAAAUCCGAGUCGCGACGAAAGGUGGUACGGGACGUCUUUGUCAAGAGCUGGAAUAGUUACAAGGAGUACGCGUGGGGCUUCGAUGAGUUGACGCCAGUCACCGCCAAGGGAAAGGAUACCUUUGGCGGUUAUGCGGCCACUCUGGUUGAUGCGCUCGACACCUUGUGGAUAAUGGACCUGCGCGAAGACUUCAACGCCGCCUUGUCUGUCAUUGGGGCCAUGGACUGGGAUGGCACAAAGGAAACAGCCGUCAACGUCUUUGAGACUACUAUACGUCACCUCGGAGGUCUUUUGAGCGCGUACGACCUCAGCGGGGAGCCCGUACUGUUACUCAAGGCCAUUGAACUGGGCGAUAUGCUGUAUGCGGCCUUUGACACCCCGAACAGGAUGCCUCCUUUCUGGCUGGACUUUGAGGCUGCGAAAGAGGGAAAGCUUGUAGCUGGUACAUCAGAUCCUUCUGCAUCGCCAUGUUCGCUGUCGCUCGAAUUCACAAGACUCUCGCAAGUCACCGGAGACCCCAAGUACUUUGACGCAAUCGAGAGAGUCAAGCUGUUCCUCGAGAGUACACAGCGAGAGACUCAACUCCCUGGCAUGUGGCCAGCCCUCAUCAACUUUCGGGAUGAAAGCGUCUUGCAACACAACGAGUUCACAUUGGGAGCACUCGCCGACUCUCUGUACGAAUAUCUGCCCAAGAUGCAUGCGCUACUUGGGGGAACCGACCCGGCCUAUGAAAAGAUGUAUCGUCAUGCGAUGCACGUCGUUGAGAAGCACCUCCUGUUCCGUCCUAUGCUCCCCGAUAACGACGAUAUCCUAUUCUCUGGGACAGCGUUUGCCGAAGGCAACGUGAGGCGAAACCCCGAGAGCCAACACUUGUCAUGCUUUGUAGGCGGCAUGUUUGGGCUGGGCGGCAAGCUUUUCGGGAUCAAAGAGCACAUGGGUCUAGCCGAACGACUAGCCCGCGGCUGUGGAUGGGCGUACAACUCGUUCCCAACAGGUCUCAUGCCAGAGAUCUUUGGCAUGGUUCCUUGCGAGACCCUGGACGGCUGUGCAUGGGACGAAGAACGGUGGAAGCGCGAAGGCGCAUCUGAUCUGAGGAAGGGAUUCUCGCACGCGCGGGACCCCCGCUAUAUUCUGCGUCCGGAGGCCAUUGAGAGUAUUUUCCUGAUGUACAGGAUGACUGGAAACCCAGAGUACCAGGAAAUAGCAUGGACAAUGUUCCAGUCCAUUGCAAAUGCGACGGAAACUGAGUAUGCCAACUCGGCCAUUGAGGACGUCACCGUGAAGGGGGAAACGAAGAAACUUGAUUCAAUGGAAAGCUUUUGGCUCGCAGAGACGCUCAAGUAUUUCUAUCUCAUCUUCUCACCCCCCGGCCUCGUCAACCUCGAUAAUUUCGUCUUGAAUACAGAGGCACACCCGCUGAGGCGACAAUUACUUUAA
Colletotrichum orchidophilum is the source of this 1704-nucleotide messenger RNA. RefSeq names its product glycosyl hydrolase family 47. The coding region runs from base 1 to 1704 and encodes 567 amino acids. Gene Ontology annotation, molecular function: calcium ion binding; mannosyl-oligosaccharide 1,2-alpha-mannosidase activity. Gene Ontology annotation, biological process: N-glycan processing; carbohydrate metabolic process. Gene Ontology annotation, cellular component: endoplasmic reticulum; Golgi membrane. Lineage: Eukaryota; Fungi; Ascomycota; Sordariomycetes; Glomerellales; Glomerellaceae. The transcript has 2 exons. The record is from RefSeq and is a predicted model, not a curated record.